CCGAGCUGAGGCUUGUUGGACACGCGCGGACGGGCCCGUGCGGCGGCAGAGGGUCGAGGGGAUGUGUCGGCUCAACUCGUGGGACAAAUAAAGGGCAACGCGGGCAGGAGUCCGGGGAGCCCCCAGGCGCUGCCCAGGCAACCUCUGCCUUGAGACGGGAACGGACAGAGGACAAGACCACGGCCCCUGACCAGAGCCUCCGUCCCGGUCAAAUACACGGGUGGCUUGGCCAGGGCCAGGAGGGGGUGGCCAGCAGGUUCGGGGCGUGGUGGGACCACAGAGCAUCCAUAGCCAAGGGGUAUCCUUUAAAGGUGCUUGGUAGAUUUCCCUUGAUCACAAAGACAGCAAGGUCAGAGAGGGAGCAGUUCUUUUGUGAAAGCUGUUAGAUGACACCUACAGUAAUCAAAAGGAUCAACAAGCACAAACUGCCUAAAUUGUCUAGUGCUCACUGGCAUUUAGCAUCAGCAAGGACCACAAGCCAAUCUAUACUACCAAGCUUUGCUGAGGAAACUCUUUUCCUGUUUGCAGUAAAAAUGGCAGAAGAAACUCCAGACACUUCAGAGAAACUUGUUGUUAUCCACUCCAAAGCUCACAGAGAUACCAUUCUGGCUAAUUUUGAGGAACAAAGGAAAAAAGAUUUUCUUUGUGAUAUUACUUUAAUAGUGGAAAACGUGCACUUCAGAGCCCACAAAGCUCUACUGGCUGCCAGCAGUGAGUACUUUUCAAUGAUGUUUGUAGAUGAAGGAGAGAUAGGCCAGUCAAUUUAUAUGCUGGAAGGCAUGGUUGCAGAUACUUUUGGUGCACUACUAGAAUUCAUCUACACGGGUUAUCUCCAGGCCAGUGAAAAAAGUACAGAACAAAUCUUGGCUACUGCACAGCUCUUAAAAGUGAAUGACUUAGUAUGGGCCUUCACAGAUUAUCAGACGAACCGUCGCCCAAAUGAUGCAUUACCUGUCAUUUCUAAUAACGGGGCUUCUGUAGUUGUCUUGCCAAAUGACAAGAAAAAUGAAGAUCCACCAAAGCGAAAGCGAGGAAGACCAAGAAAAGUCAAGAAUACCCAAGAAGAAAAACUAGGGACAGCUUCUGUUGAAGAUGUACAGCUAAGAGAGAAUAAUUCUGUGCAGAAUAAACAAAAUUUUAUGAAAAAAGUUGCAUUAGAAGAAGCAGUUGUUGAUGAACAAGGUCCAGUAAGGAAAGAAGUUGAAGAAACUGAACAUGCUUGUGGGUCAGAUGCUGCUGUAGAUUUGUCAGCUGAAAAGGAUGAGAACUAUGAUCCCAAGUCUCAAGGAAUACAGAGCACUCAGAGUCGGUAUAGCAAACGUCGGUUACGGAGGUCAGUCAAGCUAAAAGAUUACAAACUUCUGGGUGAUGAAGAAGAGAAAGGACUGAUGAAAAGGACAGAUGGGAAAAAAAAGCGCACAGGUUCUGAAGCUCGCUGUAAAGACUGUGGCAAAGUGUUUAAAUAUAAUCACUUUUUAGCUAUUCAUCAGAGAAGUCAUACAGGCGAACGCCCUUUUAAAUGCAGUGAAUGUGGCAAAGGCUUUUCCCAGAAGCACUCUCUCCAGGUUCACGAGCGGAUGCACACAGGAGAACGUCCGUACACGUGUACUGUCUGCAACAAGGCUCUGACAACAAAGCAUUCCCUUUUGGAGCACAUGAGCCUUCAUACAGGACAGAAGUCUUUUACCUGUGAUCAGUGUGGAAAGUUUUUCAGCCAAAAGAGACAACUAAAGAGUCACUACCGAGUGCAUACAGGCCAUUCAUUACCGGAAUGUACCCUGUGUCGUCGCAAAUUCAUGGAUGCAGCUCAGUUAAAGAAACAUCUAAGAACACAUACAGGCGAGAAGCCAUUUACUUGUGAAAUCUGUGGCAAGUCAUUCACAGCAAAAAGUUCUCUUCAAACUCAUAUCAGAAUCCACAGAGGAGAAAAGCCAUAUUCUUGUGGUAUAUGUGGAAAAUCCUUCUCUGAUUCAAGUGCCAAGAGAAGACACUGUAUCUUGCACACAGGAAAAAAGCCUUUCUCCUGCCCAGAGUGUAAUCUGCAGUUUGCACGUUUGGACAAUUUGAAAUCUCAUUUGAAAAUUCACAUCAAAGAAAAGCAAUUGCAAGAAGCCAGUGCUGCCCCAAGCAGUAGCAGUAACUCAGAAGAGGUCAGAAAUGUUCUUCAGCUACAGCAGUAUCAGCUGUCCACAUCAGGAGGGCAAGAGAUUCAGUUACUGGUCACUGAUUCAGUACAUAACAUAAACUUCAUGCCUGGCCACAGCCAAGGUAUUAGUAUUGUUGCUGCUGAGAACUCCCAAAAUAUGACAGCAGAUCAAGGUGCUAAUCUCACAUUACUCACUCAGCCAUCACAGCAGCUGCAGAACUUGCUGCUUUCAGCUCAACAAGAACAAGCAGAACAAAUCCAAAGUAUAAAUAUGAUAGAGAACCAAAUAGAAACUGCACAGCCUGAGCAAAUGCAUGUCAUCACUCUUUCAAAGGAGACACUGGAACAUCUCCAUACACAUCAGGGACAAACCGAAGAAAUUCAUUUGACAGCAGGAUCUUCACAUCCAACUCGGCACAUGCAGCUGAGCCAAGAACCUAGUCAUCAGUCUCAUAUUAGCCCAGAUACAGUCCAGCCCCAUCAAAUUAGUGAAGAACAGAAUCAAAACAUACACAUGAAUGAAUCGGAUCAACAAUCUUUGUCAGUAAAUCAGCCAUCUCAUGAGCAUCCAAUUCAAGGUCAGGUUUUUUGAAAUGCAGGCCUGUGUUUUUCCUUGUUCCUUUCUUAAAUUGUUGUUUGCCACCACUAAAUUGAGCUGUAAGGUACUUCUCUGUAGGCAGUGGUCUACAUCAGGGCUGUCUAACAUAUAAGCAGCAAGGGACUAGACAUACCCACCAGGCUUCACUAAAAUCAGGCUGUGGGCUGCAUAGAUGCCCCCCUGCUGCAUUGUACAGGUGCCACUACCACCACUGCACCAUAUACCCACAUAGACAUAAUCUUACCCUCAGCCCCCUUGCAUUGCCCUUGGGGGAGGGCACAAAGAAGCCAGAGGAGGGAGGGAGAGCCUGGAGACUGCUGCUGCAACCAGAGCAAUAUGGUGAGUGGCAUCUGGGCAGGAGACAUAGCCAGUUGUUCAAUACUGAACUACAUCAGUGCUGUCCAAUUCAUGGCUUGCUGGCAGCCUGCAAGGGAUUGAUUUGUGGUCUGUGGGCUCCUACCUGGGCACCACUCAUCACUCCAGCUGCUGCCACCACUGGCGUUCCAGUCUCUUCCUCCCUCCUCCAGUUUCCACUUCCUCCCUCCACCUCUGGGAAUGGGGCAGUAUGGCCCACUGAGCCUGACAUUUGGGGGGCCCUGAAUGGUGGGGGGGCAUUGGGGUGUGUGACUGGGAGGGCCAGAGGAGACUGCAUGUGCAUCACAUGUGGUAUAUGGUCCCCAGAUGCUCAAAAGUUGGAUAACCUUGAUUACAGGUAUCACAUUUCAUUUCAUUUCUGCAGCACAUUAGCUAUCCAAAGUUGUAUUGAUGAUCAGUUUAUUUUGGCUCAUUUAUUUUUAGGGUUAAUUACUCUAGAUGUCUGCAUGGCCUCUCUGCAGAAGUCAAACUUAACAGUAUCUGAACUACUCUACCUUUCAACACAGGCAAAGCUUUUCACAAAAUUAUCACCAUUUGUCUUAUUCAAUGAGCUUGUCUCUCUCCAAGUUCACAUAUAACUUCCAGUGUCAUCAUUCCUUUAAGUUGGUGAAGCUGCUCUGCCUGGCCCACCAGGCUACCAACAGGCCACCAGAAGUUGGGCUGUGUGGCCAAGGGAGUGGCUUGCCACAGAAUCCAGGGUUCCUGGGCCCUGGUGGACAUGGCAGUCAGCAGCAAGAGGGUGAGCCCAGAGCGGAUACCAUCACACCCUCCAGCUGUUUUGCCCAGCACCACUGAAGCAGCCCUACUUCCUUGGCUAGUGGCCCAGCCACUACUGUAUGCUGCAUGCCCCGUGUCAGAGCUGUUACUGCUGUAUACCCCACGUGCUGCUGCCUUGGCCCAUAGUAGCGGCAGCAGCACCAGAUCCAGUAUGGGGCAUGCAGCAUGCAUCAGGACCAGAGCUGCCGCUUGCCACUGUGUACCAGGCAGGAACCAGAGCUGCCCCCACCAGAACCACGCUUUGCCCUGGGCUGGAUGCAGACCACAAGGAGCCCUGUGGUCCUAAUCUGGUUUAGGGCAGGAGGUAAGCUUGACACUCCUGCCUUAAGUGAAUUUUGAUUUAUGGAACACUACAUUUUCUUUUGCUUUUGUUUGAAACUGACUGGCUCUGGUACACCACUUCUUCAUGUUAUAGAAGUCUUGUUCCUGAGACAAAUGUUAAACCAAUGCAGUUAAUGUAGAGGCAACAGGAUGCAGUAGCUAAAGAGGAGUACAGGAAAGUCAGAGUUGUACUCCUGUAUCUGCCAUUGGCUUGUAUGACCUCGGGCAAGUCGCCUAGCCUCCCUGUGCCUUAGUUUCCUCACCUAUAAAAAUGUGGCUACUGUUUAACUGCCUCUGCAAUGCACUUUGAAGACUCUGCUGUAUGGUGCUGCAUAAGUGCAAAAUAUUAUUUCUUCCAGGAUUCUGUCUUGGCUUAGGAGCGAGUUUAUAUUUUCAAACAAUUUUUAUGUAUUUUUGAGUAUAGACUGUAACGUGACUUAAUAUAUGGAAAAGGUUAUACCUGGUCUUCACUGCAAGUGAAACAAAGAAUAAAGUCACAUAUGGCACAUCUCUUAAGCUUUUUAAAAGUAGCGUGGCUUUUUGUUAAUUAGAGUAGAUGUGUGCAGUUUGUCACUAAUGCAGUUGCCUGGUAGGGAAGAUGAGCUGAAAUCUUAUUGAAAAGACAUCCCAGAAAAGGAAGCUGGGGUAGGGCACGUGCUGCAGCUAAGGGUUCAGUUACUAAAAAUAUUCCUUAAUGUGUGUGUUAAAAUCCAGGUGAACCAUUAGAUGUCUAUCUGUUGCACUGCUUUUAAUUCUCAGUUACGGUCUAUUGCAGCUUCUUACUUAUUUUUUGUUUGACUAUUUAAAAAAAAAUAUUCCCAUAUGGCUGACUAUCCAAAUGACCAAACAGAAAGCCACUGAUCUGAAUUGGCAAUUCUGGGUGUUUGUCCAUUUGUAAAUUCAAAGUGCUGAGCUGGCCACUGGGAAUGUGCUGCUGUAGCUUGGCUUCCUUCAAAAGCUAUUGGCAUGUCAAUGUAUAUAAAAGUUGAUAUGGGGAGGUGAGGCAGUGGGGGUAAAUUUUAUUUUUAAAGAUGAAUUGUUCUCCAACUCCAAAAUUGCUAUUGUUGCUUUUAAGCUUACUUGUUAUCUAACUUUCCUCCAAAAAUGGAAAAAUGCUAUCUUGUUUAUGUAACCUGGAAAGCCUGCAACAAAAGAGAGCUAGAAUAUUUUAUAACUGAAGAUUUUUGAUGCUGCAAAAACUAAAAAAAUAUAAAUAAGUUUUUAUUUACCGCCUCUAGGAAAAUCUUGUUUGUUCUUCUUACAAAAUCAUGGUAUAAUAUUUACAUUGUUCUCCUGGUUCUUAAACCAUUGCAAGGUAACGUUUUGUUGACAAUACUGCUGUAUAUACAGCAUAUCCUGCCUUGUGCCACAGGCUUGUAUAACCUUGUGUAAGACUUCAAUCUCCAUUUCAUAAUCAUGUGAAUUCUAAAAUGCUUUAAAACAAGUUGCAGCUUUCUUUGGUUAAGCUCUAAGAGACUAUGUAAUGAAAGCAAGCUAAUUAUUAAAGUUUAAGAAAAAUGGUGUUUUCGAGUUGUUAAUCUUCACAUUAAUACCCAAGUUGUCACUAAUGUAUUGGUAUAACUCUGAUCAUACUACAGUGUUUUGCAACCUGCAGUCUGCAAGCCACAUCUCGCCCUCCGAGCUAGUGUCUUUGGCCUGCAAAGCCAGGGAGCCUUCUGUGGUGGGAAGAAGUGGUGGUGCUGCAAGGUGACUCCAGGGUGGCUGGAGUGGUGACUCUGGCUCCAGCUCUGGCAGUGUGGGUUAGGGUUGAGGUGGUACAUGUUUAGAACUGUAUUUCUCUAAAGCAGCCCUCACUGCUGACCCCUGUAUUGCAGUUAUGUAGCAGAUACUAGAUGUACCUGAAAUGGAAAGAUUUCUUAUUUACUACAAGUGCUUCAAUCAUUUGUAAGACUAGGAAUAGAACAGUCUCUAAAAAAAGCCAACAUGUGAACAAGAGAAUGAAUCACUAAUCUUGUACCGUUUUGUUUAAAAAUAGCAACUUCUUUUCUUUUGGUUGUUCUCAAGAGUGAGAAACCAUGCACUUUUCUCAUUGCCUAUAAAUUUUGUCUUUCGCUGGAAAGUUUGCACCACUCAUUUUGCUUCUCAGUGUGUAAAUUUCUAUUAAAAUGAAAAUUAUAAGACUUGGUAUUCUGUGUUCACACUCAUGUGAUGUUCUUUUUUUUUUUUUUUAAGAAUAGUGUUUUGACUGCUUUGGAUUUGGAAAAAAACAUCUUCAGCUUCUGUUUAGGAAGACUUCCAAAGUGAGCCUGAUUAACACAUUUUAAACAAAUGCCUUUCAUCCACCAUUGUCAUACAAACAAAAUGCUCCAAGUAUUUCCCCUGCACUAUUAAAAGUUCCUAAUGACUUAGCUAUCAUACAAAAGGUAGGGUAGAUUUGCAUCUAAUAAGCUAAAUCAGAGGUACGUCUCUGAUUUACGUAGUUAGUCUAUAAGGUACAAAUCUACCCUGCCUUUUGCCAGACUUCAGACUCCUGCCAUCUAACUAUCUCAACUAUCAUGUCACAUCUUGAUAAACAGUGACAUUAUUAAGAUUUGGGUUUUGGAUGUAA
Alligator sinensis (Chinese alligator) is the source of this 6786-nucleotide messenger RNA. It is a transcript of the gene ZBTB24, whose product is annotated as zinc finger and BTB domain containing 24. The coding region runs from base 387 to 2738 and encodes 783 amino acids. The record is from RefSeq and is a predicted model, not a curated record. Lineage: Eukaryota; Metazoa; Chordata; Crocodylia; Alligatoridae. Gene Ontology annotation, cellular component: nucleus. Gene Ontology annotation, molecular function: DNA-binding transcription factor activity, RNA polymerase II-specific; protein binding; RNA polymerase II cis-regulatory region sequence-specific DNA binding. The transcript has 8 exons. Gene Ontology annotation, biological process: regulation of transcription by RNA polymerase II.